Nyctereutes procyonoides (raccoon dog) is the source of this 1671-nucleotide messenger RNA. It is a transcript of the gene MEPE, whose product is annotated as matrix extracellular phosphoglycoprotein. The record is from RefSeq and is a predicted model, not a curated record. The coding region runs from base 1 to 1671 and encodes 556 amino acids. Gene Ontology annotation, cellular component: extracellular matrix. NCBI's taxonomy places the organism in Eukaryota, Metazoa, Chordata, Mammalia, Carnivora, Canidae. The transcript has 4 exons. Gene Ontology annotation, biological process: biomineral tissue development. Gene Ontology annotation, molecular function: extracellular matrix protein binding.
AUGCAAACUGUCUGUUUGGGACUGCUUCUUUUCAGCGUGACUUGGGCAGCACCAACAUUUCAGCCACAGACUGGGAAAACCAAGGAUGACUGUGUGGAAGAACAGAGGAUAACGUACAAAGGCCACCAUGAGAAACAUGGGUAUUAUAUUUUUAAGUACGUUUACACAUCAUCGGGGAGGAAAAAUCAAACUGACAUAAAGCAGGAAGAAAAAAACAAAGACAAUACUGCCCUUCAAAAUUCUGGUAAGAGAAGAAAUCAAGAGCCAGCACCUAAAGAAAACAUUGCCCGGGAAAGAGAGAAAAACUUGUCCAUUCUUGGAGCCAGUGAAAAUAAAGAAAGUAGCAAAACCCAAACUCUUUUUGAAAACAUACAGACCACAAAUGAAGUUGAUAGCAUUAAUAACAAAGAAAAUGCCCACAGUGACCUAAAGAUGUCCGUUUACCUUGAAUCCCCUGGGAAUAAUGGGGCCGAGGAUAAAGAUAAUGCUAUCAACAAAUCACAUGACCAAGAAGAAUAUGGUACAGCUCUCAUCAGAAAUAAUAUGCAACAUAUAAUGGAGCCAGGGACUGUGACUGAACUCUUGGCAGAAGAAAACAAAGAGAACAAACCCAGAAACAUUCUAAGCAAAAUUCCAGCAAGUGUGAACUAUGUUAAAAUCCCCUCAAAAAAUAGGAAGAAUUAUCAAAGAGAUCCUCAAGCCCAGAAUAUUCCAGUUAAAAGCAAAAGCACCCAUCAUACCCAACACAACAUUGACUAUCCAAAACUGCUCCAAAAAGUCAAAAAAAUCCCCAGUGAUUUUGAAGGCAGUGGUUACCCAGAUCUUCAAGAGAGGGGGGACAAUGAUAUCUCUCCUUUCAGCGGAGAUGGUCAACCUUUUAAGGACAUUUCUGGUAAGGGAGAACCUAUUGGUCCUGACCUAAAAGGUGCAGAUAUACCAACAGAGUCUUCUGGCCCACGUGAAGCUGAUACUAUCAGUCCUGAUGCAAGAAGGCCAGGUUAUAAUGAGAUCCCAGAAAGAGAAGAAAGUGGUGGAAGUACCACUGGAACCAGGGAUGAAACAAGAAAAGAGGCAAGCACUGAUGUAAGCCUAGUAGAGGGCAGCAACGAUAUCAUAGGUAGCACCAACUUUAAGGAACUCCCUGGAAAAGAAGGAAACAGAGUAGGCGCCAACAGCCAAAAUGCUCACCAAGGGAAAGUAGAGUUUCAUUACCCUUUUCCACCCUCAAAAGAGAAAAAAGCUGAAGGCAGUAGUGAUGUAGCUAAAAGUCCUAAUUAUAAUGAAAUUCCAAAAAAUGGCAAAGGUAGUAGUAGAAAAGAUACAGAGCAUUCUAAUAGGAAUAAAGUAAUCUCAACUGAAAAACAAAGAUUUCCCACUAAGGGCAAAAGUCAGAGCCAGCUUGUUCCUUCUCAUGAUCUUGAUAACGAAAUUAAAAAUGAAAUAGGUUCCCAUAAUGGCCUCAAUAAUGAGGACACUAUAAUAACACAGAGCAGAAAAAAUCAUUAUGUGCCCCACAGACAAAAUUCUACAUGGAAUAAGAGUGUGCCAAAGAGGAAAGGCUCCUGGGGUUACAGAAAACCCCAUUCCAGGAGAAGGGUGAGCCCCCCUAGAAGGCAUGAUAGUAGUGAAUCAUCUGACAGUGACAGUUCCAGUGAGAGUGAUGGUGACUAG